UUCUGUUUCAUUUUUGUGGUCAACGACUCGGGAGAGAGGCAAAAAAAGAUGGGAGCUUUGGGGAAGCUGAUCAACAUCUCUCUGUUUUUCUUCUUCGCACUGAUGGCUAUCAAUGUACCGCUUCUCAACGGUCAAAUACUAUUUCCUGGAAUCUACCCGAAGCUCCUCACCGAUCUGAAAGACUGGUACAGCUCUGAGUUCAACGAUUACCUCUUCAUAGAGAAGCCUCUUUUCUUCGUUGGACUCGUCUGGCAUGAGAUCAUAUUCCUAUUGCCUCUCUCCAUUGUCAACAUCUACGCCAUUCUUACCAGCAAGUCGUGGUUUGGUACCACUUCUUUGUUGUAUGGAGCUUCUUUCCUCACUUCCAUGGCUGCUAUACUUGGAGACAUGAUAGGUUCAGAGAAGGUGACUAACAAAUUGCUAUUGGCGUAUUUGCCUUUCGUGGGUCUUGCAAUUCUGGCAAUGCUUCGUGGUCUGGUGACUUGUUCGACCAAAAGAUCAACUGUUUUAGCCAGGAGAAAGCUUGCUUGAGGAUAAACCAGGGUAAUUUCUCAUUUGAAAACUUUACUUUAUCACAUGGUAUGAAUGUUCAAUGUGAAAACAUUAUCCCUUCUAGAAAUUUUGUUCAAGUAUUAACUCAGCAACAAUUCCUUGGUUGAACUUAACCUAAACAGAACCAAAAGGUAAAUUUACUUGGCAAUGGCCCUUUUGAGAGAC
Messenger RNA from Arabidopsis thaliana (thale cress), 717 nucleotides. Its product is annotated as Transmembrane protein 97, Putative. The record is from RefSeq and is marked reviewed. Lineage: Eukaryota; Viridiplantae; Streptophyta; Magnoliopsida; Brassicales; Brassicaceae. Gene Ontology annotation, cellular component: endoplasmic reticulum membrane; membrane. Bases 49 to 531 code for a protein of 160 amino acids. The transcript has 2 exons.